AUGAUUCACACCUCAAAACGACCAACGCCUCGUUGCUUUUAUAUAAUAACCCUUUCACUUUUUAUGUCUUCGUUGUACAUAACACUUUCGUUUGGUGGGUUAUUACCCUCAAUUUUUGUAACUACUUCAAAAGUCUAUGAAGAAAUAUAUGAUGCAGAUACUUUAGAUUUCUUGAUCAUUGGUGAUUGGGGAAAUGCUGGUGUAGGCAAAGAUUUAAAGCACGGACCUCAAGCUAAUGUUUCUAAAGCGAUGGAAUACGUUGCGAAUAAGCAUGAUAGUAAAUUUAUCGUGAACGUCGGUGAUAAUUUUUAUAAAAGGUCUGCAAAAGAUUACCAAGGAAUACUUAGCGUCAAUGAUUCAAAAUGGGAAGAGAUCUGGUUAAAAGUGUAUAAUAGUACAAAUUUAAGAAGGCUUACGUGGUAUUCGAUAGCUGGUAAUCAUGAUUGGUAUACAAACGUCACAGCUCAAAUUGAUUAUAGUCUGACCGUAAAUUCUCGAUUUUUCUUUCCUUCAUUAUUUUAUGUUCGUUCAACUUUAUUUGGAAAGGAUUUGAAGCUAAAAGCGAUUUGGAUUCAUAUUGAUACAAAUAUCUUUUAUUAUGAUGUUGAUUCAAUCGUUGAGAUCAAAAUGGAAGGAUUAAAAUCCAACCUUUUAAAUUUUGGAAUGCAUACCCAACAAGCGGUAGAAGAAAAAUUCAAGUGGAUAGAGCAAAGCUUAAUAGAUAAUCAGGAUGCAGAUUAUAUUUUUGUUAUAGGGCAUCAUCCGUUGAUUGGAAUAUGUUCACAAGUGAAUCAUAUGCCGCGACUUCUUGAAUUAUUGAAGGUGUAUUAUGUGAGCGCGUAUUUUUCUGGACAUAACCAUGUAUUAGAAUACAAAGCACCGACUAAAGCUUCACCCGUAGCCUUCUUUAUUUCUGGGGCUGGAUGUAAAACUGGUUUUGGAUGUGACGGAAAAGAUUGGGGAAUGCCAAGAGGAGCAUAUGGUUUAUAA
Funneliformis geosporum is the source of this 990-nucleotide messenger RNA. The record is from the annotation of a GenBank genome assembly. Lineage: Eukaryota; Fungi; Glomeromycota; Glomeromycetes; Glomerales; Glomeraceae.